This is a messenger RNA of Rhopilema esculentum, 1633 nucleotides long. Its product is annotated as alpha-enolase. Gene Ontology annotation, cellular component: phosphopyruvate hydratase complex. Gene Ontology annotation, biological process: glycolytic process. NCBI's taxonomy places the organism in Eukaryota, Metazoa, Cnidaria, Scyphozoa, Rhizostomeae, Rhizostomatidae. The record is from RefSeq and is a predicted model, not a curated record. Gene Ontology annotation, molecular function: magnesium ion binding; phosphopyruvate hydratase activity.
UCUUUUGUUUUCUGUGCAUUUUUGAAACGAGGUUCCUCUCCGAGGUCCCUUCCUUGAGCAAACCAUCUGGUUAUCGGACGGAAACCUGUGCCCGCCUCCUAAGCUUCUCUGGAACAUACACGGUUUCUACGAUUAUUUUCUGCAUUCAGAUCCUGCUAUACUGCAAACAUGGCAAAAAUAUUAAAAAUUCAUGCAAGAGAGAUAUUGGAUAGCCGUGGCAAUCCAACAGUAGAAGUUGAUUUGACAACAGAGAAAGGUGUGUUUAGAGCGGCAGUCCCAUCAGGUGCUAGCACUGGCAUUUAUGAAGCCCUUGAGCUGAGAGACAAAGAUCCAAAAAGGUUUCUUGGCAAAGGUGUAUCAAAAGCUGUUGAUAAUGUGAAUUCAAAAAUAGCACCAGGACUUAUUUCCAAGGGCAUUGAUGUAACCAACCAAGAAGAGAUUGAUAACUUCAUGCUUCUACUGGAUGGUACACCAAACAAAGGUUCUCUUGGAGCUAAUGCCAUAUUAGCAGUUUCCCUUGCUGCCUGCAAAGCUGGUGCAGCUAGCAAGGGUGUACCUUUGUAUAGGCACAUUGCUUCUCUUGCUGGAAAGAAUGACGUAAUAUUACCUGUACCAGCAUUCAAUGUUAUCAAUGGUGGAAGUCAUGCUGGAAAUAAGCUUGCAAUGCAGGAAUUUAUGAUUCUGCCUACAGGUGCAUCGGAUUUCAAAGAGGCUAUGAGAAUGGGCUGUGAGAUCUACCACACACUUAAGGGUGUUAUCAAAGAGAAAUAUGGGAUUGAUGCUACUAAUGUUGGAGAUGAGGGUGGCUUUGCUCCUAAUAUCCAGGACAAUAAGGAAGGUCUGGAUCUUCUGAAGAUCAGCAUUGAGAAGGCUGGUUACACUGGUAAAGUUGAUAUAGGAAUGGACGUUGCAGCUUCAGAAUUCCAUAAAGACAAGAAUUAUGAUCUUGACUUCAAGACAAAGAAUAAUGAUGGGUCAAAAGUUAUCAGUGCACAGCAACUUGCCAACCUGUACAAAGAAUUUAUUGCAGGAUACCCAGUUGUUUCAAUUGAGGAUCCUUUUGAUCAAGAUCAUUGGGAGGCAUGGUCUGACCUGACUGCAGCAGUCCAAAUUCAGAUUGUUGGGGAUGACUUGACAGUGACAAACCCGGCAAGAAUCCAAACUGCUGUUGAAAAGAAAGCUUGCAAUUGUCUCUUGUUGAAAGUCAAUCAAAUUGGAUCAGUGACAGAAUCAAUUAAAGCAUGUACAUUGGCACAAAGCAAUGGUUGGGGAGUAAUGGUCAGUCACAGAAGUGGUGAAACUGAAGAUGCUUUCAUUGCAGAUUUGGUAGUUGGGCUCUGUGCUGGACAGAUUAAAACAGGUGCACCAUGCAGAUCUGAAAGAUUGACUAAAUACAAUCAACUAUUAAGAAUUGAAGAAGAACUUGGCUCUGCAGCUAAAUUUGCUGGGAAAAACUUCAGACAUCCAGUUGCACAAUAAAUCAUCCUUAUUCGUGCUACAAAUGACUCAAGUUUACAUUAAUGCUGAUUCAGGCUUAGCUUAUUGUAUUUUAUACUACAUCUAGUCAUUGAUCAAGCUAGAAUUUCCUUUACUAAUUUAAUUUAUUGCUGAUACAACUCCAAAUGCAUUUCAA